AUGUUAACCGGCGCAAUUCUCGCUGCAUCAAUGGUCAAAGAUAUCCAACUCCAAGUGGAGAAUCGAAAUCCGAAUGUCUUUGUUUUCGAGCAAACCUACGCGUCGAAAGCCUCAGUUUUCGCCAUCGAUGAGAGCAUUGUGGUGAAGUUAGGCGAAUAUCGACGUGAUAAACCGACACUCGACAAUUGUUGGCGACCAGUUUCUCGGACGAAACCAUUGCGUCUCGAAUAUUUCCAAAUUGGUCUCCCAGCCAACGGUGGAAUGCGAAUGAUGAAUGGAUUUCGAGAUCGGGAUGAUCAAGUUUUUAGCCGACUCCUUCCCAUCACUUUCGGUUGGGAUCCUGCCAAU
This is a messenger RNA of Mesorhabditis belari, 348 nucleotides long. The record is from the annotation of a GenBank genome assembly. Lineage: Eukaryota; Metazoa; Nematoda; Chromadorea; Rhabditida; Rhabditidae.